AUCCUCUCCUCGCAUAUGGCCUUGGCCUCCCUCGCCGCCGCCGCAUCGCUCCUCCCCGCCGCCGCGGCGAGGUCACGCGUGUCGCUCGCCCGCUGCCGCGGGAUGGCCUCCUCGUCGUCACCAUCUGCGGCCGCGGGGGCAUCGGCGGCGGCGAGGGUGGGCGUGGUGCAGAUGACCUCCGUGGGGGACCUCGACGCCAACUACGCCACCUGCUCCCGCCUCGCCAAGGAAGCAGCAUCCUCUGGUGUCAAAUUUCUUUGCUUUCCUGAGGUAUUCUCAUUCAUAGGCUCCAAGGAUGGCGAGUCUAUUAAGAUUGCUGAACCAUUAGAUGGCCCAAUAAUGCAGAGAUAUUGCUCACUUGCAAAGGAAUCAAGUAUGUGGUUGUCUCUUGGAGGGUUUCAAGAAAAGGGUCCUGAUGAUUCACACCAGUACAAUACUCAUGUACUAAUUGAUGAUUCUGGAGAAAUUAGGAGCUCAUAUCGGAAAAUACAUCUGUUUGAUGUAGAUGUACCAGGCAAUAUGGUGUACAAGGAAAGUCGUUUUACGACAGCAGGUGAUACUGUCGUUGCAGUGGAUAGUCCUUUUGGACGACUUGGGCUUACUGUUUGCUAUGAUUUGAGAUUUCCAGAGCUUUACCAAUGUUUGCGCUUUAAGCAUCAAGCUCAGGUCUUACUAGUACCAUCCGCGUUCACAAAAGUAACUGGGGAGGCGCACUGGGAAAUUCUUCUCCGAGCUCGUGCCAUUGAGACACAAUGCUAUGUUAUUGCAGCAGCUCAAGCUGGAAAACACAAUGAGAAAAGAGAGAGCUAUGGUGAUUCUAUAAUUAUUGACCCAUGGGGAACAGUUAUAGCUCGACUUCCAGACCGGCUGUCCACUGGGUUUGCUGUCGCAGAUGUAGACUUGUCAAAAGUUGAGGCUGUGCGAACUAAAAUGCCAAUCUCUGAGCACCGGAAGUUUGACAGCGUCUGGAAAACCUCAUCACUGUAAUAGUAUAGAGGUCUUGCACGCCUCCUUUCUCUUUCUUUUUUCUUUAGAGAACAGUCGACCUAUUAUUUUGUGUAUCAAAUAUCAAUUGCAAGGCACACAUGAUGAUCCAAUGGUUUGAUCGGCGGUAAACUUCAAUUGCGAAGCCAUGGUUGCUGUGAGGUUUCUUGGUUUGAAGAAUUCCUGGUUCAGUGGAACUUCAAGAUCCCAAAUCCCCAAUUAGGCUAGGAAUGAUUUGUCAGACCAAAUAGUCCAUAAAUAAUAGUGUUGGCUUGAACGCGACGCCACCAACCUAGGACAUUUCAAAUAAGUGAUUGCCAUUGAAUCUAAUGUAAAUUUGUUAUGGUACAUUUGUUGAUAAAUCAAAGCUUGGAUUUUUUUUUUGGUUA
Molecule: messenger RNA, 1373 nt
Organism: Oryza sativa Japonica Group (Japanese rice)
Lineage: Eukaryota; Viridiplantae; Streptophyta; Magnoliopsida; Poales; Poaceae
Source: RefSeq, a predicted model, not a curated record